GUCGUCGUUCAGUCGAUGAUCGAAAAAAUUAAUCAAACGUUUUGGCUGAGCUGUGCGGUCGUCAUACAACACACUCUACAAGAGGAGCGAAAAGUAGUGAAAAAGUGCGAAAUACGCAGAGAUUCCAGGCUUCACCGUAAUCCAGAUAGUGAGGAACGUCGGUUCAAAGAACCGGAAAGUGUCGCAAGGCCGAAACGCGGACGUUUUUGUGGUUCCGCCCGGAAAGAAAAACGAAGCCUGUGCGCCGUAUAAUCUGUUGAUUUUUUCUUCUUUCGCUACCGCGGUCGUAACAAUAUUCCGGAACACGGUACGGAAAUCGUCUCGUGCGGGGUUUUGGUCGUCGCCGUUUACCGUCUUGUGAGGACAGAGGGAGCCAGAAGUUAGGAAGUAGCAGCCGAUAGAAGCGAAAAACGUCACACACAAAAACAAUGGAGAAGAGAAUAGCGCUGGAAAAACGCGGACUUCCAGAUGAUAAGAUCACCGAGCUUAUUCUGGACAACUGCCGCAGCACCAGCAUUGAAGGCCUUACCGACAGCUUCACAGCACUGGAAGUGCUCAGUCUCAUCAACGUCGGACUGGUGUCGCUGAAGAACUUCCCCAAGCUACCGGCCCUACGCAAGUUGGAACUGUCGGACAAUCGGAUUCAGAACGCCCUCAGUCACCUGACCGGUAGCCCCAAACUGACACACCUGAACCUGUCCGGCAACCGGAUCAAGGACUUCGAGGAGCUGCAACCGCUGAAGGAGCUGGAGAACCUCGAAGUGCUGGAUCUGUUCAACAACGAGGUCACAAUGACCCAAAACUACCGGGACAAAAUCUUCGAGCUGAUCCCCUCGCUGAAGUACCUGGAUGGAUUCGACCGAGAAGACGCCGAGGCACCUUCAGAUGAAGACGACGAAGCGAACGGCGGCACCGGAGAGGAAGAUUAUAGGGCAUGUUUCUCCAUCAACGGCAUCGACAUCGACCUGGACGAACUGGAAGCUUUCGAGUCGCGUCUGAAACAGAAGCGAGCAGAGCCUUCGAGCGAAGUCAACGGUCUUGAGUCCCGGCUUGGUCAGCUAGAACUGAGAUCGGACGGAGAUGAUGCCGAUGUGGUGGCGUCCCAAGAAGUGGCACCCAAAGACGAUUUAGACUUGCUGUACGAGGAAAUUCAGAGGAGGCGAAAAGACGAAGAUGAGCAACGGCAACAAUCCGGUCCAGUAGUCUCGUUGGGAUCGCUUCUGUUGGCCUUUCUUUCCCUACUAGCCUUUAUCAAUCAGAUCUGCUACGUGCAAGGCAACCGGCAGCAACUGAUAGAGCAUGAUUCCGACCUGGACCCAUCGUCCGACUACGAUGAAGAAGAGGACGAGGACGGCAACCUGGUUUCGUUAGCAGAUGUGUACAAUGAAAAUCUCGAAGAGGACGGAUCAGAUUGGAACGAGGAGGACGGCGAAGACGACGAAGACUUUGACGAUCCCACCGACGAAGAUGAAGAUGAUGGCGAGGGUGAAGGUGAAGGUGAGGGCGAGGGUGAAGUCGCAGCAGAGAACGCCGGAUCAGACAGUGAAGCUGGAGAAGAAUCUGAAGCCAGGGGAAAGAAGCGAAAACUCGAGGGCAAUGACGGUUAAGCCGUGUCCCUUUCCCAAUAAAAAAAGAACAUCCCCUUUUACUUUAAUUAUUGAUAAUGGUAAGGAUAAGUUUUGACUGUAAGGAUACAAAAUAUUAUAAACUCUCCGCAAGGAAAACCAAGUAUAAAUGAAUCCCCCAAAACAACACAAAUUUACAGUAAAUCCUAAACCGGUAGCAAAAUAGAACAGAAAAUCUUACACGCAGCACUCACACCUCCCCCACAAAAGCAGUAACUCUUAAAGCAAGUUCACAGUCAGACAGUGAAUGGUCACACAUGGAUCAAAAAGAAAGAGAGAGAAGGGAGUCAUGCACCACUCCGGUUGAGACAAAAAGUUUAUACAGGAACACGCCUGUGACUGGGUGCGAUUUUUACGCACCCACACAGUUUGUAGGGACACGCAGAGAACGCAAAAGAAAGCGGAAUAUUAUUCUAAACAAACUGAUAUGAUUGAAGAAAUCGGGAAGUGAAGAAAUGUACAGUUUUGACUAAAUUUACGCAAACAGUACCUUGAUGAGUUUUUUUUUUCUAUUAUAAAAUCCCCUUGUGUCGUUUCUAGCAGAAAUAGCCAAAAAUCAAACAAGUCAAUAGAUGGGCGCAAGUUUCACUAUUAAUAUUCUGUCGGCUGUGCAGGAACAUUACUCAGAUUCGAAAGCAGCGCUAUGAGCAGUUCGUGCAGAAUACAAUGUAAAAAACGGUAUUGACCAUCGUUUGUUGAAUGUUAACUUAUUAAGUACUCGUGCAUUGUUCGUAUAACAAGAAUUCUCUGAGGUUAUUCAACAAUCUAUUCAUCUUCCUCUGCUUUUUAGCGCUUUCUGUCAGAAUACGUUUCUGUUACUAUCGUCCGGUAAAUAGCAAACCGAUUCUCAGUCUUGUCGCCUAUAGAAGUCUUUCAAUUUAUCUUCUGCUAAUUUACCCUAUUACAAGACAAACUGAGUAUAAGGAACAACAAAAAAUACCCAAUGAGCAACACAGUGUGAAUGGCAAAAAGUAUAUAAUGACCAGAAAACAGUGCUAUAAUAUACAAACACAAACACUCGGGUCCGGUUUCGCUCUAAGGUGGUGAAUAAUUGAAGCGAUAUGAAAAAAAACUACAACCACACCCACACGAUCCAGAGAGAUACAAAAAAAUAGUAAAACAUUUUAAAAAAUGAGUAAAAAUCAACCCAAAAUGUCGGCCACUCGACACGAACGGAAAAUCAAGAUGGAAACAAGAAGCAAAAUUUAUAAAUUAACAGAAAGUAUUUGUUUAAAUAAAAAAAA
This is a messenger RNA of Aedes aegypti (yellow fever mosquito), 2869 nucleotides long. It is a transcript of the gene Mapmodulin, whose product is annotated as acidic leucine-rich nuclear phosphoprotein 32 family member A. Gene Ontology annotation, molecular function: histone binding. NCBI's taxonomy places the organism in Eukaryota, Metazoa, Arthropoda, Insecta, Diptera, Culicidae. Gene Ontology annotation, cellular component: nucleus. The transcript is spliced from 7 exons. Bases 429 to 1607 code for a protein of 392 amino acids. The record is from RefSeq and is a predicted model, not a curated record.